AUGCAUGUGGCCUUUGGACUGACCCGUGCAGACAUAGGAAGGGUGUGGGAGGUGGGCCCAGGAGAACCAGUGAGGCCCCUCCCAGACAGCUGGACUUUCACUGGGCCAGAGCUGGAGGUGGGGCUGAGGCCAGAACUGGAGGUGGGGCUGGAAGCAGAGCUGGAGGUGGGGCUGAGGCCAGAACUGGAGGUGGGGCUGGAAGCAGAGCUGGAGGUAGGGCUGGAAGCAGAGCUGGAAGUGGGGCUGGGACCAAAGCUGGAGGUGGGGCUGGGGCCAGAAAUAGAAGUGGGGCUGGGACCAGAGCUGGAGGUGGGGCUGGUACCAGAGAUAGAAGUUGGGCUGGGAACAGAGCUGGAGGUGGGGCUGGGACCAGAGCUGGUGGGGCUGGGGACUAGAGAGAUAGAAGUGGGGCUGGGACCAGAGCUGGAGGUGGGGCUGGGGCCAGAGAUAGAGGUGGGGCUGGGACCAGAGCUGGAGGUGGGGCUGGGGCCAGAGAUAGAGGUGGGGCUGGGGCCAGAGAUAGAGGUGGGGCUGGGACCAGAGAUAGAAGUGGGGCUGGGACCAGAGCUGGAGGUGGGGCUGGGACCAGAGAUAGAGGUGGGGCUGGGACCAGAGCUGGAGGUGGGGCUGGGGCCAGAGAUAGAGGUGGGGCUGGGACCAGAGCUGGAGGACCGUCUGUUCCCAGCGGUGCUGAACCUGGCCUCUAUGGCAGAUAUCAGCAGCAACGCUACCUGUGGAGAGACAGGACCAGAGAUGUACUGCAAACUGGUGGAGCACGUCCCCGGACUGCAAGUCAGGAACACCCAGUGCCGUAUCUGUAACAACAACAGCGAGAGGCAAUUUGAGCGCCACCCGAUUGAAUAUGCCAUCGAUGGAACUAACAGAUGGUGGCAGAGCCCCAGCAUUAAGAACGGCAUGGACUACCAUUACGUCACAGUCACUCUGGACUUACAGCAGGUGUUCCAGAUUGCCUAUAUGAUUCUGAAAGCUGCCAACUCCCCCAGGCCAGGUAACUGGGUGCUGGAGCGUUCCCUGGAUGGGGUGACCUUUACCCCCUGGCAGUACUAUGCCAUCACAGACACAGAGUGCCUCACUCGCUUCAACAUCCUUCCCCGCACCGGACCGCCAUCCUACACACGCGACGACGAGGUCAUCUGCACCUCUUUCUACUCCAAAAUCCAACCCCUGGAGAAUGGAGAGAUCCACACCUCUCUGAUCAAUGGAAGGCCGAGCGCUGAUGACCCUUCCCCGACUUUACUGAACUUCACCUCCGCACGCUACAUCCGCCUGCAGUUCCAGCGAAUCAGAACCCUCAACGCCGACCUCAUGACCCUGGCCUUCAACGACCCCCGCGAUGUUGACCCCAUCGUGACCAGGCGGUAUUACUACUCUAUCAAAGACAUCUCAGUUGGAGGGAUGUGUAUCUGCUAUGGCCAUGCUAAAGCCUGCCCUCUGAACAAACAGACCAAGAAAUUCAGCUGUGAGUGUGAACACAACACGUGUGGGGAGAGCUGUGACCGCUGUUGCCCCGGAUACAACCAGAAACCCUGGAUGGCUGGGACCUUCCUCACUCGCCACGUCUGUGAGAAGUGCAACUGCCAUGGGAAAUCUGAGGAGUGUUACUUCAACCAGACAGUGGCAGGCAACAAACAGAGCCUGAACUCCCAGGGGGAGUACGUGGGGGGAGGGGUGUGUGUAGGGUGCACCAGGAACACAGCCGGAGUCAACUGCCAGACCUGUGCUGAUAGCUACUACAGAGCCACUGGGUUGAGUCCAGAGGACUCCGACCCGUGUCAGCCCUGCUCCUGUGACCCAGAAGGUUCUCUGUCCCCAGCAUGUGUUCCAGACCAGUCCCAGGCUGAAGGAGACCUCACGGCUGGAUCCUGCCACUGUAAGCAGGGUUAUGGGGGACAGCAGUGUGACAGGUGUACCUUUGGCUACAGCGGCUACCCCAACUGUAUCCGCUGUAACUGCAGUCUAGACGGAAGCAUAAACAAGGAUCCGUGCCUGCUGCCCUGUGUCUGCAAGCAAAACGUAGAGGGGGAGAACUGCGACCGCUGCAAGCUGGGUUUCUAUCAUCUCCUGGGCGAGCGUCUCCACGGCUGUGAGAAGUGCUACUGUUCCGGCGUGGCGAGUGACUGCUCCGAUUCCCACUGGACAUACCAUAAUGAGACAUCCAUGGCCGGCUGGUCCCUCACAGCAGAGGAUGGGGAGGGGAAGGUGUGGCCUGGCGCCAGCAGAGACAGAGACAGGUCCCAGACACUCAGGAUCGAUAACCAGGAAGCCAGGAGACACCUUCCUGCUAUCUACUACUGGAGCGCACCUGGAGAGUACCUGGGCAACAAGGGCGGCGGGAUAAAAAUGAUUGACAGUCGGUUCGGUCUGCCGGUGUACCCUUUCUCGGAAAGCACAAAGAGAACUCUGCUCUACCCUGACCACUUUGAGAAUCAGGAGACAGGCCUGCCUGUCAGCAAGAGAGAUUUCAUGAUGGCUCUAACUAAUGUGAGCAGCCUCCUCAUCAGAGCCUCACACAGCAAUGAGCGGGUCGCCAUCUACAGGCUCCAUUCUGUCAGUCUGGAGGUGGCCAGUGAGUUCUCCAGCAGUGAGAAGAUGGCCAAUGCUGUGGAGAUGUGUCAAUGUCCUCCUGGAUACGGUGGAACGUCUUGUGAGAUGUGUUCAUCGGGUCAUCGAAGGGUUAACAGCACCAUGUUCAAAGGAGUGUGUGAACCAUGCGACUGCCAAGGCCAUGCCACAGACUGUGAUGACAUCACUGGACAAUGCUUGGGCUGCACUGACCACACCAUUGGAUUCCACUGUGAUGAAUGUAUCACUGGUUUCUAUGGGGACGCUACCAAGGGAACAGCCAAUGACUGCCUGCCCUGCGCCUGCCCCCUCAACAUCCCGUCCAACAAUUUCAGCCCCACGUGCCAUGUGGACCCGCGAGGGGAGCUGAUAUGUGACCGAUGCCAGCCGGGGCACACCGGACCACGCUGUGACAGGUGCUCGAAUGGCUACUUUGGUCAGCCGACGGUUAAGGGGGGCUCAUGCCAGCCCUGCCAGUGUAACGGUAACCUGGACCUGGCCUCACCGCGGAGCUGUGACCCCAUCACCGGCUCCUGCCUGAGGUGUCGGGAUGGCUACGGGGGAACCACCUGCGACACCUGCGCCGAGGGGUUCUACGGGGACGCCAUCGAGGCCAAAAACUGCCAACAUUGCCAGUGUCACAACAAUGGCUCUGUGUCGGAGGUCUGCCACCAGGAGAAUGGGCAAUGCCAAUGCAAGCAGCAUGUGGUGGGACGGCAGUGUGACGAGUGCAUGCCCCAGACUUAUGGCAUUCAGUCCGCUGGAGUCUGUGUCCCCUGCAACUGUAACUCCUUUGGGUCCAAGUCCUUUGACUGUGACGAGUCGGGCCAGUGCCGGUGCCAGCCUGGUGUCACUGGGCCCAAGUGUGACCGAUGCGCUCCAGGACACUUCAACUUCCAGGAGGGUGGCUGCACACCGUGCCAGUGCGCCCAUGUGGCAAAUAAUUGCGAUGCCAACACGGGACAGUGCGUCUGCCCUCCCAACACCGUGGGGGAGAGAUGUGACAAAUGUGCCCCCAAUCACUGGGGUCAUGAUAUCAUGGCGGGCUGCAAGGCCUGUGGCUGUAACCAGGUGGGCUCAAUGACGCAGCAGUGUAACCCCAACACAGGCUGCUGCAUGUGCCGGGACCAGUUCCAGGGAGAGAAGUGCAGCGAGUGUAAGCUGGGCUACCGGGACUUCCCACAAUGCAUUUCCUGCAAAUGCAACGUGGCCGGUUCAGACAGCCAGACCUGUGAUGCAGACCAAGAUGUGUGCGCCUGUGCAGACAGGACUGGACAAUGCAGCUGCAAGGUGAAUAUACAGGGUCUGAAGUGUGACCAGUGUAAGACGAGGACUUUCGGCCUGAGCACAAGCAACCCACUAGGCUGCAGUCAGUGUUACUGCUUUGGUAUGUCCAGCACCUGUACUGAGGCACAGGGCCUCAUCCGCAUGUGGCUGUCCCUGAAACCAGAGCAGACCAAGCUGCCCCUAGUGGACAAAGCCAACCUGCAGGAGACCACAAGCGGAGUGACCUUCCAGCACCCAGAGAUCAUCGCUAACGCUGACCUGGUCUCCCAGAAGCUGACCGAACUCUACUACUGGAGACUGCCUGAACAAUUCCAUGGUUCCAUGAUCACAGCCUACGGCGGCAAGCUGAAGUACGCCAUCUACUUUGAGGGGCGUGACGAGGCAGGCCGCACCUCCUACGAACCCCAGGUCAUCAUAAAGGGAGGGCCCAACAGAGACAAGGUGAUGGUCCGCCACAUGCAGGGACUGCAGAUUGGACAACUCACCCGGCAUGAGAUCGACAUGACAGAGCACGAGUGGAAGUACGAAGACAAGAAGGCCAUGACACGCGAGGACUUCAUGGACGUGCUGUUUUAUGUUGACUACGUCCUCAUCAAGGCUUCCCAUGGGAACAUGAUGAGACACAGCAGGAUCUCUGAGAUUUCUAUGGAGGUGGCAGAGGAGGGAAGGCCGUCCGUGGAGAGUGAGCGGGCUCACCAGAUAGAGAAGUGUGACUGCCCCCUGGGCUACUCCGGCCUGUCCUGCGAGGAAUGUGGGGCCGGGUUUUACCGCCUGUCUGCCCGCAGCGGUGGCGCAGCCUCCAGAGCAGGCAUCGGGAGCUGUGUGCAGUGCCAGUGCAACAGGCACAGUGAGGCCUGUGACCCAGAGACAUCCAUCUGCCAGAACUGCCAGCACAACACAGAGGGGGACAGGUGUGAACGCUGUGCCCCAGGAUACUAUGGUGUAGUGAGGGGCAGACCCGAUGACUGCAAGCCCUGUGCCUGCCCCCUCACCAACCAUGAGAACAAUUUCAGCCCUACCUGUGUAACAGAGGGAUUCAACGACUACCGCUGUACUGCCUGCCCUGAGGGCUAUGAGGGAAAGUACUGUGAGAGAUGUGCCACGGGUUACCACGGCGACCCCCGUGCCCCCGGCGGGAAGUGUGAGGAGUGUAAGUGUGACCCGUACGGGGCGUGGCCCCAACCGUGUGACCCCCGCUCAGGCCAGUGCCGCUGCCGACCCGGGGCCACUGGACGCACCUGCAGCCAGUGCAUGGAGAGGCAUGUGUGUGGGCCCUCUGGGAUUGUGUCCUGCGAUGAUGACUGUGCCGGGCUCCUCAUCAGAGAUAUGGAUAGACUGCAUCGUAUCAUCACCAGUGUCAACCUCACCACCCCUCUGCCACCGCCCUACAAAGUCCUCUACCGGUUUGAGAACAUGACGCAGGAACUCAAGCACAUGCUCUCGCCACAGAAUUCGCCGGAGAGGCGCCUGCAGCUGGCCGACAGUAACCUGGGCAGCCUGGUGACAGAGAUGGACGAUCUGCUGAGUCGGGCGACCAAAGUGUCGGCAGACGGCGAGCAAACAGGUGACGAUGCUAAUAGAAUCCACAAACGAGCUGAAGACCUGGAACUUUUCGUCAAGAACACCCUACUGGCUGCAGAAGUUCUGAAGGUCAAGGCUUCAGAGCUGAAUGAGACUCUGGGCAGGAGGAACGGAGCUCCAGAGAAGAGCCUAAACGAGAUGCACCAGGAGAUCGAGACCAUGUUAGCCGAGCUCCGCAAACGCCAGCUGGGAGGCAAGAAGCACAUCUCAGAGGAGGAGCUGGGACUGGCGGAGGCCCUGUACCAGAAGGUGAAGCGUCUCUUCGGGGACCCCCACCAGGCCACGGAGGACCUGAAGGCAGAGGUGACAGAGAAGAUGGGUGACCACCGGGCCAAGCUGGAUGACGCCCAGGCCCUGCUGAAGGACGCCCAGGGGAAGAGCAGGGAGGCUGGGGCCCUGUCCGGACAGAACCAGCGGAACCUCACCACCCUGGAAAGGAAGAGGGAUGCUGUGAGCUCAGUGAAGAAAGGAACUGAAGACGUGCUGGCAGACGGAGAGCGCAUUCUGGCUGAAGCUAACGGUCUCUCAGACAGCAUCAAUAAGGAGAUUGAGGAUCUGGAGGAGAUGGAGCAUGAGCUGGGUCCUCUCCAUGAGCAGCUGGACUACAGAGUGAGCCAUCUGACCCAGGGCCUGAGUGGCAACACCCUGACUGACCUGCUGCAGGACGCUGAGAACCACGCUGCUGAGCUCAACGAGUCCUCAAACAUACUGGACCGCAUCCUGGCUGAAGCCAAGAACCUGUCCUUUAAUGCCACGGCAGCGUUCAAUGCGUACAGCAACAUCAAGGACUUCAUCGAGGAGGCUGACAAAGAGGCAAAGCAGGCCAGGGCACGUGGGACAGAGGCCCUUCAGCUGGCAUCAGGACCCAAAGGCUCUUUGAAGGAUAAUGCCAAGAACUCUGUUCGGAAGAGCGUUCAACUGUGGAACGAAGCCAGGCAGUUAGAGAACGAUGUGAAAGAGAACGCUGAGAGUGUGGGCAGUCUCCAGGCCAGGGUGAAAGCUGGUGGCUUGAAGAACAAGGGCUUGCUCAAGGAUCUGGACGAUACGUUACGGAAGCUGAAUGCAAUCCCCAAUGAUACAGCAGCCAAGCUCCAGGCCACCAAGGCCAAGGCAGGAGAUGCCAACGACACAGCCAACGAUGUUCUGGCCAGACUGAGAGACAUGAACCUGAGCCUGAUGGGCCUGAAGAAGAACUACAGCAAGCUGGAGGAUGAUGUCAACAAGGCCAACAAUAUGAUCCAGGACCCUGAAAAAAACACAAUAAUCCAUGCAGCGGGGGCCAAGGUGAAAGACCUGGAGGACGAGGCAGACAGACUGCUGGAUAAGCUGAAGCCCAUCAAGGAGUUGCAGGACAACUUGAAGAAGAACAUCUCUCAGAUUAAAGAGUUGAUCAACCAGGCGCGCAAGCAGGCCAACUCUAUUAAAGUGUCCGUGUCCUCCGGGGGAGACUGUAUCCGUGCUUAUCGACCAGAAAUCAAGAAAGGUCGUUACAACACCAUCACUGUGAAUGUGAAAACCACCUCCCCUGAUAACCUACUCUUCUACCUGGGCAGUGUCAAAUACAUUGACUUCCUGGCCAUUGAGAUGCGUAAGGGCAAGGUCAACUUCCUAUGGGACGUGGGCUCUGGAGUGGGCAAGGUUGAGUACCCUGACAUGACUAUCAACGACGGCAACUGGCAUCGCAUCGAGGCCUCACGGAAUGGUAUCAAUGGCACUAUCUCUGUCCAUGCACUGGAGGGUCCCAAAGCUGGCAUCAUGCCCACCUCUAAGAGUGGCACUUCUCCUGAGGGCUAUACUAUCCUGGAUGUGGACCAGAAUGCCUACCUGUUUGUCGGUGGCAUGUUAGGCAGUGUGAAGAAAGCGGACGCGGUCAAAACCACUACUUUCUCCGGGUGUAUGGGAGAGACAUACCUGGACAACAAACCUAUUGGCCUGUGGAACUACAGAGAGAGAGAAGGAGACUGCAAAGGAUGUGUGGUUAGCCCCCAGCCGUCAGACACAGAGGGGACGGUACAGUUUGAUGGGGAGGGCUACGCUGCUGUGAGCCGGCCCACCAGAUGGAACCCCAACGUCUCCACCGUCAUGUUCAAGUUCCGCUCCUUCUCCACCGACUCCCUGCUCAUGUACUUUGCCACCAAGGAUAUGAAGGACUUUAUGAGUGCUGAGUUGAGUGAUGGUCUAGUGAAGGUGAGUUUUGACCUGGGCUCAGGCACCGGCUCGGUGUUCAGUAUCAAGAGACACAACGACGGCAGGUGGAAGUCCUUCACUAUGGCCCGCAUGAAGAAACAAGCCACGGUGACCAUCGUGGACAUAGACACCAAUGAAGAGGAGAAGCUGGUGGUGUCAUCCCAAGGCUCUGCCACCGGGCUCAACCUCAAGGAGGAGGAGAGGAUUUACUUUGGGGGUUUGCCAACCAUUGGAAACUACAGUAUCAAGUCAAGGUCAGAGGUUACCAAGAAGAAGUAUGCUGGCUGUAUGAGAGACAUUGAGGUUUCCAGAACACCCUAUAACCUGCUGAGCAGCUCCGACUACACCGGCCUGACCAAAGGCUGCUCUGUAGAGAACCUCCACACGGUGAGCUUCUCCAAGCCAGGUCACAUGGAGCUGAGGUCCAUGUCCUUCGACGUCGGCACAGAGAUCAGCCUGUCCUUCGCAACCAAGAGCGAUAAGGGUAUCAUCCUGUUUGGCAGUGGGAGCAGCAAUGGAGCCAGUUCCCAGUUCAAACUCCCCAAGAGGAGACGCAGGCAGUCUGGGGAACCCUUCCUGGCCGUGUUGCUGAACAAGGGGUCCCUGGAGGUGUUGGUGUUCACAGGCAGCCACAGCCCACGCAGGGUGGUCCGCAAGCCUGACCAGGGCAUCCUGCACGACGGGAGAGAACACACUCUGCGCAUCGAGAGACUGGGUGGCAGGUCGUUUGCCGUCCAGGUGGAUGAGGAGCUGAAGAGGGAGCAGGCCCUUCCCAACGACCAACCCAUGGGCAUCAAGAGACUGUUCAUCGGGGGUAUCCCCCCUGACGUAGAGCUCAGCUCCCAGAGACCCAACGACCCCUUCGAAGGCUGCAUCUGGAACCUCAUGAUUAAUACUAUCCUCACAGACUUCUCCCAGCCCGUGGCUUUUCAGAACGCAGAGAUCGGCCAGUGUCCCAACCUGGCUCCUCCCCCUCCCCCGCUGCCGCUCCCAGAAGAAGAGGAGGAGACCAAGGGAGAAGACGUGUCCCAGCCGCUCCAACCUGAGGCUCCUGCUGUACCAUCACCCACCCCGACACCCAGACAGACCCCUCCACCUCCCACUGACGCGCUCCCUGUCGUACCUCCAGAGCUCAGCCCCGCCACAGAGGAACCUGACCACGGUGCUGUCACAGUCCCACCGCUUCCCUGUGCUGCCGAGGCAUCUCCAGUGGUCUUAGAGAAAGCCAAACAGUUUGGGCUCUCCAAAAACAGCCAUGUUGCUUUUGAAUUCGACGACACUAAGGUUAAGAACAGACUGAUCAUAGAGUUUGAGCUGCGGACCACAGCAGAGUCCGGCCUGGUGUUCUACAUGGCGAGGAUCAACCAUGCCGACUUUGCCACCAUCCAGGUGAAGGAGGGCAUGGCCCACCUCGGCUACGACCUAGGCCACGGCAACACCUCAGUCAGCGUGCCACGCAUCAUCAACGACGGACACUGGCACAAGAUCCGGGUGACGAGAGAGAAACAGAGAGGUGUACUGGUGAUAGACAACCGCUACACCAAGCACACCACCAGCCCCAAGAAGGCUGACAUCCUGGAUGUGGUUGGCAUGCUGUACAUAGGUGGCCUGCCCGUCAACUACACCACCAAGAGGAUCGGACCAGUCUUGUACAGUAUCAAUGGCUGCAUCAGGAAUUUCAAGAUGCUGGGUAAUGUGUUGGACAUGGACGCGCCCACCUCCAGCCACCACGUGGGCAGCUGUUUCAUCAGCACUGAGAAGGGAACCUACUUUGAUGGCUCUGGAUAUGUCAAAGCAGUGGGUUCCUACAGGGUGGGUCUGGACGUGUCUCUGGAGCUGGAGUUCCGUACGUCCCAGAGCAACGGGGUUCUGCUGGCGGUCAGCAGCCAGGUGGACACCAAGAUGGAGGGCCUGGGCAUCGAACUGCACAACGGAAAGCUGCUGUUCCACGUGGACAACGGAGCGGGCCGGAUCACAGCGGAGUACCAGCCUGAAGUAGAGGCAGGCCUCUGUGACGGUCAGUGGCACUCGGUCACAGCCCACAAGCUUCGCCACAGGCUGGAGAUCAUAGUGGACGGCAGGAAGGAGGAAGCAGAGAGCCCCAACGCCAGGUCCAACACCGUUGACACCAACGACCCCAUCUACGUCGGUGGAUACCCAGAGGGGCUCAAGCAGUUUGGCCUGACUUCCAGCACUUCAUUCAAAGGCUGCAUGCGCAACCUGAAGAUAACCAAGGCAUCCAAGGUGUUGGAGGUUCAAUUCAACAAGGGCCUGGAGUUCAAGGGGGUUCAACCCCUCACUUGCCCAGCCAAUGCAGCCUAAACACGGACUAGCAAAGCCUGUCACUGCCUGAAGCAGAGCAGCAGCACCAAAACACAUGGAAACACUCUCCCUCAUGCUGAAUCAGAUGGCCAACCAGCUUUAUACCCAGAGUUUGGAUAGCUUUUUUAGAGUGUGAAGUAUCUCGACCCCCUCCAAAGUGAGUGGAACCUGUAGGAUGACAUAGUAUACAACCAUGAUUCAUUUAGAGAACUAUGGAUCACCUUCUGUUCUCCUGUAUGUCUUAAGCCCCCUGUCUAUGUAAACUACAUGUGAUGUAGCAUACCGUAUGCAUGGUGUGGUUGGAAUUUGUACUGUUUAACAGCAAGCAACAUUUUCAAAUAUAUGCUUUGAAGGCAUUCAAAUCAUUUUCUCGUCUUUAUUACAAUGUCAAACCAUGACUUUUAACUUACACUCGGGAUCUUGUGGAUUGCCACAUGUUGUCAUCUGAUUCAUUUCCCAUAGAUAAAUUUAGCAACAUUUCUUCCAACAAGAAACUGCCUUAGUCUGCCGCUCUGUCUAACCUUCUAGAAACAGAGAAACACUUACUAUCAAUCUGAACACACACACAUUUUAUUAUAAAUUAUUUUACAGUAGGCUAUGUCUAUUCUCUUUGCAGCAAACAUUGAACUGGACUCAAAUGGGAAGAAUUGUGAAAAUAAAAUGCUAAGCAACA
Messenger RNA from Salvelinus namaycush (lake trout), 10633 nucleotides. RefSeq names its product laminin, alpha 2 (gene lama2). Gene Ontology annotation, biological process: regulation of cell adhesion; regulation of cell migration; regulation of embryonic development. Gene Ontology annotation, molecular function: extracellular matrix structural constituent; signaling receptor binding. Gene Ontology annotation, cellular component: basement membrane. NCBI's taxonomy places the organism in Eukaryota, Metazoa, Chordata, Actinopteri, Salmoniformes, Salmonidae. Bases 1 to 9960 code for a protein of 3319 amino acids. The transcript has 68 exons. The record is from RefSeq and is a predicted model, not a curated record.